Molecule: messenger RNA, 839 nt
Organism: Colletes gigas
Lineage: Eukaryota; Metazoa; Arthropoda; Insecta; Hymenoptera; Colletidae
Gene: Rpp25
Product: ribonuclease P protein subunit p25-like protein
Exons: 6
Coding region: 212-832 (206 amino acids)
Biological process (GO): tRNA 5'-leader removal
Cellular component (GO): ribonuclease MRP complex
Molecular function (GO): RNA binding
Source: RefSeq, a predicted model, not a curated record
GUAAGUAGUCUGCCCGCAUUGACAAAUUUCGACAAGUUUUUUUUCUGUUGAAGUGUUUUCCCGGAAUUACCGUCCUUCCCAGAACUACGACCAUCGUUCGUAUCCUAUUACCGAAAAUAUAAGUGUCAUAAGGCGAAAGAAGAUUAUCCAUUGGGAGAGAAAAGGCUUAUUCGUAGAAGUCCCAAACGACAUCGUAACUGCAACAAAAUGGAUGGGUAGAUCAAAGUUGAAGAGAAAGAAAUGGACGAAAAACUUGGAGGACGAGCCAGUAGACUCAGGGGUACCGAUACCGAAUUUACCGGCGAAGUUUCUUCUGAUGCACGUGAAAAGCGGCACGAAGAUCAGAAACGUUCUUGGACACGCGUUGAAAGAGUUUCCGAAUUACGGAAGCGUCGUGUGGACCGCGGCGGGCCAAGGGGUUGGAAAGGCCAUUUCUUGCGCGGAACUGUUUAAGAAGAAACACGAAGGACUGCAUCAGAUCACGAGAUUACGUUACGUUCGGUCAAAGAAGUCCGAAGCGGAGAACAAAAAUGGCGCGAACACGGAUACUCGCCACGUGCCGGAAAUACACAUUUUACUGGCGAAAGAAAUAAAAGAUACGUCCGAGUCUGGUUAUCAGGCGCCCGACGAUCGCGGAGAAUUCGUGAACGAUGAAGAAAUGAAAAACACGAGGAAAGGUAGGGGACACGAGGCUGGUGGUAAUGUGACCUGCAUCGACGCCGAGGAAUUCGCGGCAAUGGGAUUGAGAAUCGGUCAGAAAAGACCAAAGAAAGAGCAGCAGGCGGAAGCGCCGCCGAGGAAAAAUAAAAAGCGGAGAAACAAUGAUCGAUAACGAAAGA